AGAAACUUUAAAGAAUUUUGUUAAUAAAUGCAGCUGCAUUAAUCGACUACCAACUAUGAACACUAUGCUGUCAACAAAAUUACCAAAAAACCUUCAAAUAGGACUUAGUUUAAAAAAACAACAUGAAAUAAUACAUUUGACACAUUUGAUACACACGCAGUGUGCACCACAGAAUAUUAAAAUUAUUGUUGAUUUGGGUACAGGCUUGGGGUAUAUUUGUCAAUUAUUGUUCCAUUUAUAUGGAUAUCAAGUUCUUGGACUUGAAAAAAAUCAAGCAAUUGUAAAUAAUGCUCGAAAUAGGCAACUUAAAAUGUAUCCUGAUUCAUUAGCAUAUGUUAAAUAUAACUGUUGUGAUUUAACACACAAUUCGGUUGAAACAAUAGAAACCAUUUUAUAUAAUGAAUUUCGGGAGAAGUCAGAUGUUUGUUUAAUUGGCUUACAUGCCUGCGGGGAUCUUAGCAUACAUGCAUCGAAAAUAUUUCGAGAUAUGAAAGCGGCACGUGUUUUUAUUAUGGUUCCUUGUUGUUACCAUAAACUUUCAAUAUCAAAAAAUAUAAAAAUAAAUACAUCAAAUGAAAAACAAUACUUUCAUAAUUUUCCCUUAUCUAGUUGUCUUAAAAGUGCAAUUAAUAAUAAUAACUUUGAUAUUGGUUUUUUUUUGAGACAACCAUUUUUACGGUUAGCAUGCCAAGAGCCAGCAGAUAGAUGGUGUAAUAUGUCUAUUAAAACACACAAUGAACAUUCUUUUUAUGUUCUUGCAAGGGCUGUCCUUCAGUUAUAUGCAGCUAAAAAUGGAUUCUUUCUUAAGAAACGUAAUCGUAAAGGAACAAGAAAAUCCCAAUGUUUAAAUUUUGAAACUUAUGUUAGAGAUUCAUUACACAGAUAUAUUUUACAACCAUCAAAAGGGGAUAAAGUUGAAGAACAAGAUGUACAGUCCAAUCUUGACAUGCAUGAAAAAAAUAUAAUGCAAUUAUGGAAAGUUCACUGUAAUAAACUAAAAAUUGUAGAAAUGUACACUGGUUUACAAUUGAUGUUGCAAGCGCCAGCAGAGUCGUUUAUUUUACAAGAUCGAUUAUGUUGGAUGGCAGAACAGGGUUUAGAAGCAAAAAUUAUUCCAGUUAUGAAUAAACGUUUAUCCCCACGUGCAUAUGCAAUUGUAUCUCGAAAAAGGCAAUAA
Molecule: messenger RNA, 1177 nt
Organism: Habropoda laboriosa
Lineage: Eukaryota; Metazoa; Arthropoda; Insecta; Hymenoptera; Apidae
Product: protein RRNAD1-like
Exons: 4
Coding region: 56-1177 (373 amino acids)
Source: RefSeq, a predicted model, not a curated record